Molecule: messenger RNA, 2560 nt
Organism: Larimichthys crocea (large yellow croaker)
Lineage: Eukaryota; Metazoa; Chordata; Actinopteri; Sciaenidae
Gene: ush1ga
Product: Usher syndrome 1Ga (autosomal recessive)
Exons: 3
Coding region: 256-1668 (470 amino acids)
Biological process (GO): sensory perception of light stimulus; sensory perception of sound; equilibrioception
Molecular function (GO): protein binding
Source: RefSeq, a predicted model, not a curated record
AGAGAAGGGUUCCCGGUCUGUGUUGGACCACCUCUGCCACCGGGAGCACUGUUACCCACUCGGUGCGCAUCGUGGCGUCCUUGGAAACCACCGACGCGCUCUGCUCCGUGGCUCUACUGAUCAGGGGCGACUGGCUUUGGGGGAACAGCGGGACAAACUGGCACUUCAACUCGCUUCAUCGCCGCUUGACGACGAUGAUGAUGGUGGUGUUGAUGAAACGGAAUGGAGACGAGCAGGGUGGAUUAAUUCUGCACCAUGAAUGACAGGUACCACAAGGCGGCCCGGGACGGCUACCUGGACCUGCUUAAGGAGGCGACUAGGAAGGAUCUCAACGCGCAGGAUGAGGAUGGCAUGACACCGACGUUAUGGGCUGCUUAUCACGGCAACCUGGAGGCUCUGCGGCUGAUCGUGGCGAGGGGAGGAAACCCUGACAAGUGUGACAUAUGGGGGAACACACCGCUCCACCUGGCAGCUGCCAAUGGUCACCACAACUGUCUUUUCUUCCUGGUAUCUUUUGGUGCCAACAUAUGGUGUCUGGACAACGACUAUCACACGCCGUUGGACAUGGCCGCCACAAAGAAUCACAUGGAUUGCGUCCGCUACCUGGAUUCCAUUGCUUCCAAGCAGACAGCCCUCAACACCAAGCUGGUCAACAAACUAAAGGAUCGAGCGUUUCGGGAUGCUGAGCGACGGAUCAAACAGUGUGUAAAGAUGCAAAAGAAACACCACAAACGCAUGGAGCGGAAGUUUCAUAAAGAGGCUUCAGAGGCUUCUGCUUCAGACGCCAUGAGCUUUUCCAGCUUCACCGGCAGCUCUAUUAGCCACAAACUGCGCAACUUUAAUCCAGCUUCCGUCAGUGUGCCAUAUUCUCAGGCUACUCUCCAUGCCACAAACCGAGGGAAGACAAAGAUUCAGAAGAAGCUGGAGAAGAGGAAACAAGGAGAUGGGACUUUUAAAAUCUACGAGGAUGGGAGGAAGAGUGUCCGCUCCCUGUCUGGCCUCCAGCUGGGCAACGAUGUCAUGUUUGUCAAACAGGGGACUUACGUCAACCCGAAGGACCGUGGCCACCGCAAUAUUCGUGACAUGUUCCCCAGAGACAAUUACGAUGCCAUUUCCCGUGCCAUGAGUGAGCCGGACCUCCACGGGCCAGAUGUGGACUAUUCUGAGAUCAGCACUGACUCUGGACAUGAUUCCCUGUUCAACCGGCCCGGUCUGGGCACCAUGGUGUUUAGGAGGAACUAUGUGAGUGGGGGGUUGUUUGACCUUGGCAGUCGGGAUGAGGCCAGUGUAUCAGGUAGUAAUGUACGUCUACGCAGCCGGUUGCAGCAAUACCCAGGUCUAGAUGAAGACAGCAUUGGCAGUGCACACAGCCUGCAGGAGAGGAACGUGGUAGAGGUGCCCUGGGAAGAAAUCGAAUUAGGGCUGGACGAUGAUGAUGAGCCAGACUCAAGCCCUCUAGAGGUCUUCCUUGCCACACAGAGCAUGGUCGAGUUUUUCUCCAUCUUCAAGAGGGAGAAGAUUGACCUUGAAGCACUGUUGCUAUGCUCUGACAAUGACCUUAAGAGUAUCCAUAUCCCCUUAGGACCAAGGAAGAAGAUUUUAGAUGCCUGUAAGACAAGGCUGGAGACCAUAGAGGACCCAGACUGCAUUGAGGACACAGAACUGUGAGUGAGAUUUUUAGUUAUACAGCAUAGUAAGGAAGUAUUUGGGUAUAGUGUUUGUUAGAUCAUCUUGGGUUACAAGCACAGUGUCUUCCCUUGUCUUAUUGUCCUGCAGAUGAUGACAUUGUGGAGUGAAGUGACCUGUGGACCGGGAAAUUACCUCUCAGUUUACCUCAGUGGUAACAAAGCAGAAAGGACGCUGCCAAGAUGAAUAUAGAGCAAGAAGAUUCAUAUCUGUAAAUCUGAGCAGGAUUAUUUUACAGUGUCGUGUUAGUCCUGGCAGAACACUGAAAAUAUUUCUGCAUGUUUGUUGGACGGAGUCUCCCUGCAUUGCAUGGUUUAACAAACAGUCAUUAGAGUCCGCUAAUCAUAUGGGGUCUGUGUCCCCUGGACGUGUUUGCCCCUGUGGGGUAAAUCCUACCACCUCAUGUGCCUGCAUCGCUUGUGCCUGUGCAUUUGCUUAAAAGUGUCUUUUGUCAUAAAUACCUUAACUUCAUUGUAACUUUUUAACCCAGGCUGUUUUCUUAUAUCAUAUUUCAUCUCUGUAUAUGUUUACAUACAGCCAUGUCAGUCCAAGUGUGGCUCACUGCAGGCCAAUUGUUCAAUGAGAUUACUGUUCUGAAUAUUAGUAUUGUAAAUUAUGUGAACGCACAGUAUCUUUAGAUUUUAUAACACACAAUAUAAUUUGUUGUAGGUCUAUAUUUUGCAUGCUCAGUGCGUACACUAGGAGAUUUAUGCACCUUUAUAUAUCACUUGUGUCAUCUUGACAAUAUGUCUUCCAACUGUCUUUAGUAGUAUUUUUUUUAAUAAUGUACAUCUGCACAUGAGCAUAUUUAUGUUUACCAACUGAAAUUGUCACAUUUUAGGUGGAUUAUAAAUAAAAAUACUAAUGUUUUUAA